CAACAACAGCGACAACAAUCCCAACGACGCCGAUCGACGCACACGGCCACAAUGCGGUCCCUCGCCACGAUUGUCAGCCUCCUGCUGGCGUAUUGCACCGCCGUAUAUGCAACUGCCCUCACCUACCGCCUCGACGCGCACGAGAAGGCCUGCUUCUUCGCGAACGUAGAGCACAAGGCCACCAAAGUCGCGUUCUACUUCGCCGUGCAGUCUGGUGGCUCAUUCGAUAUCGACUACUCGGUAGUCGGUCCUGGGCCCAAUGGCGGGCCAGAGAAGGUCAUCCUCGACGGAUCCAAGGAACGACAGGGCGACUUUGUAUUCACGGCCAAUGAGGUCGGCGAGUACCGCUUUUGCUUCAACAACGAAAUGAGCACAUUCGCCGAAAAGCUGGUCGACUUUGAAAUCGCUGUUGAGAAUGAGGCUCCGCGAGCCGCUAUCCCCUCUAAGCAAGGGUCCUCCCCCGAACAAACAAGUCUUCUCGAGGAAUCGAUUCUCAAGCUUUCGGCUCAGCUGUCCACAAUCUCGCGCAACCAGAAGUACUUCCGCACACGCGAGAACCGCAACUUCAGCACCGUCAAGAGCACCGAGAAGCGCAUCUUCAACUUCAGUCUUAUGGAGGGUGGAUUGAUGCUUGUGAUGGCGGGUCUGCAGGUCGCAGUGGUGCGAUUCUUCUUCCAGGGCGCAAGGAAGGGUAUCUUAUAAAUCCUACCUUAGUGCAGUAGAGUAGAAUGGGCGGCCGCUGAUUCGGUUCUGGCAGGCUAUGUAUGAGCAAGCAGAUUUGCGAUCAAUGGAUCGAUGUCACAAAGAGGAGGUUACUAUCAAUUGUACGCGUUGCUGGCACAGCCGCAGCCGAUAUUGUGGUGUUGAUAAGGCGUUGUGGAAUUUGGGUCUCUGCCAAAAGAGGUGUAUCGCUCGGUUGCAUUGCGGGAAGAUAUUGUAGGCGGUGAUGAUCAAUGGAAAUGCUCUCAGCGCCAUUGACCUGCUCAGGAUUCGAAUUUUACCAUCCACACUUCCCCAUUGCCCCUGCCAGCCCCAAAGCAGAUGCCGUUGGGAAGCUCAACCGCUGUUACAUAUGUGCGCUGCACGUACAGCCUCAACGUCAACGUCCUAUCAAUUCGUCUACCAUAGAUUCAGCUCUCCGCGCGUCGUGAACCCAAUGGAUCCUAAAAUUCACCCAG
This is a messenger RNA of Boeremia exigua, 1178 nucleotides long. Its product is annotated as endosomal cargo receptor. Bases 52 to 702 code for a protein of 216 amino acids. Gene Ontology annotation, cellular component: Golgi apparatus; endoplasmic reticulum-Golgi intermediate compartment; endoplasmic reticulum. Lineage: Eukaryota; Fungi; Ascomycota; Dothideomycetes; Pleosporales; Didymellaceae. Gene Ontology annotation, biological process: endoplasmic reticulum to Golgi vesicle-mediated transport; intracellular protein transport; Golgi organization. The record is from RefSeq and is a predicted model, not a curated record. The transcript has 2 exons.